This is a messenger RNA of Blepharisma stoltei, 831 nucleotides long. The record is from the annotation of a GenBank genome assembly. NCBI's taxonomy places the organism in Eukaryota, Ciliophora, Heterotrichea, Heterotrichida, Blepharismidae.
AUGAUGCAUCUUUGGUGACAUAUUUGGACUUCUAUUAUAGCUUUAUCAACUAUGAGCCAAGCUAUUCAAAGAAUGCCAACUAUAUUCUUUGGCCACGGAAGCCCGAUGAAUGCGAUAGAAGAGAACUCUGCCACCCAAGGAUGGAGGGACAUUGUUUCUUCUUUUCCCAAGCCAACAGCUAUUUUGAGUAUUUCAGCACAUUGAUAUGUCAAUGGAGUUCGCGUGACAGCAAUGAAAUCUCCAGAAACAAUUCAUGAUUUUGGAGGCUUCCCAAAGGCCCUGUUUGAUGCCCAAUAUCCAGCACCUGGAAACCCACGUCUGGCUGAGAGAAUUAAAAAUUUGCUUCAGCCAUUGAACGUCACUCUAGACAAUUCAUGGGGAUUAGACCACGGAACAUGGUCGGUUUUGAUUAAAGCCUACCCAAAUGCUGAUAUUCCAGUGCUUCAACUCAGCAUUGAUAAAAGACAACCUCCAAAUUUUCAUUAUGAGCUAGGGAGAAAACUAAUUCAGCUGAGAGAUGAAGGAGUUUUAAUUAUGGGCAGUGGGAAUAUUAUUCAUAACUUUGGUAUGAUAGAUUGGGCUCCUGGUCCACCUCAGGAAUGGGCAGUCAGAUUCACUAAUCGUGUAAAGGAUGCACUAGCAAAUUCACGAUUUAGUGAAUUAAUCAAUUACCUUGAUAUGGAACAGGGAAUUGAUGCAGCUCCAACACCAGAUCAUUGACUACCAUUACUUUACAUAAUUGGAUGCAAGAGAGAAGAUGACACUAUUUCGACAGCAAAUGAUAUAAUUCAGCUUGGCUCUUUGUCCAUGUUAUGCGUAAUCGUAAAUUAA